Molecule: messenger RNA, 870 nt
Organism: Cajanus cajan (pigeon pea)
Lineage: Eukaryota; Viridiplantae; Streptophyta; Magnoliopsida; Fabales; Fabaceae
Source: RefSeq, a predicted model, not a curated record
AAAAGAACAAUAGACACGUAGUCUUUCAAGAAUGUAAAAGAAUCUUCUAAUUGACCCUUGGUAGGAAUUAAAUAAUAGGUGUGGAGAAGCAGGUAUAAAAAAUGGAAAAUAAGGCAUUAGUAAUAGAGGAAGAGGUAAGUUGGGUGAGAAGAUAGAUCAUAGAUGAAUGAAGCAUCGGGUUACAAUGGGACGGGGAGGCUGGAGUGGAGCUGGAACUCGUCAGCGUCAUUCCUGUAUGGUGGGCUUGUACCCAUUUUUGGAGUGAUUGGGUUAGCGUUGCUUGUGGUGGCUUGUUCUCGGCGUGGAGGAUCUCGAAAACAAACUGAGUCUUUGCGUAACCCUCAAGUUAAUGAAGAGCCUAACAUUUUGGUAAUCGUAGCCGGAGAAGAGCACCCAACUCAUUUGGCAAAGCCUCUCCCUCUGUACUCUCCCUCUCACCGGAAUAUUCGUUUGGAACUCUCAUUCGGCCCUCAAAGAAGAAAGUUAUUAGUGUGCCCUUCAGACAGGUGGAGAUUCUUGGGGCUAGUUAUCCCACCCUUUGAGGUGUCUCCAACAUAGCGAGGAAAUUAGUCACUGCUAUUAACGGUAAAUACUCCAGAGAUAAACCUAAAAAAAAAUCUGCAAGUGGAGGUAUUUAGAAGAGAAAACAGGGAAUAAAUAGUGGGACAUUUCCACCGAUUUGAAGCAUAAGAAUGCAUUUUUAAGGUGGGAGAAGCCCCAACGUAUAUCCUAAACCUGAAGGCUGAAGCGAUAUAUAAGUGGGGUAUGACAUGUCAAAACCUUGUGGCUUGGAGACUCGUUAAAACCUGGUUCUGUUCCCUUCCUUUUAUCAAUGAAGUAGGGACCCGUGUCUUUUUCACUGCAAUGCAA